Phoenix dactylifera (date palm) is the source of this 3125-nucleotide messenger RNA. Its product is annotated as heat shock 70 kDa protein 14-like. Gene Ontology annotation, cellular component: nucleus; cytosol. Gene Ontology annotation, molecular function: ATP binding; ATP-dependent protein folding chaperone. Lineage: Eukaryota; Viridiplantae; Streptophyta; Magnoliopsida; Arecales; Arecaceae. The record is from RefSeq and is a predicted model, not a curated record. Gene Ontology annotation, biological process: protein folding.
UCUUCCCCUCAUUUUGCGAGAUCUUAUAGUCCUAAACCCCAAUUCCAAGCGCGACUAGUAUCGAUCUUGGCGGUCGAAAACCCUGCACUCUUGCUUGUUUUUUCCUUGGUUUUUCUUCGAAUUUGCACUCCUAAUGGAAUCCUAUAAGGAAUUUAUUUUACCAGCUAUUCCUAGAUCACGCGUUUGGGGAAAAAAUCGAUCUUUUAACGAUCUUCUCGUUGGUCUGUCGGAUAUAAAUUAAUUUAUUCAAGGGGAGAUAAAGAAGGAAGAUGAGCGUUGUCGGCUUUGAUUUUGGCAACGAGAGCUGCAUUGUUGCUGUUGCCCGGCAGCGGGGCAUCGAUGUCGUCCUCAAUGACGAAUCCAAGCGUGAAACCCCUGCCGUCGUGUGCUUCGGCGAGAAGCAGCGGUUUAUCGGAACCGCUGGAGCCGCCUCCUCUACGAUGAACCCCAAGAAUUCCGUCUCUCAAGUGAAGCGCCUCAUCGGCCGUAAGUUUUCCGACCCCGACCUCCAGCGAGACGUCCAAAGCCUCCCUUUUUCAGUGACGGAAGGGCCCGAUGGGUACCCGCUGAUCCACGCAAGUUAUCUUGGAGAGAAGGGAACCUUUACGCCGACCCAGAUCCUAGGAAUGAUUCUCUCUAAUCUGAAAGGGAUAGCUGAGAAGAAUCUCAAUAAUGCAGUCGCGGAUUGUUGUAUCGGAAUCCCGGCCUACUUCACCGAUCUCCAGAGAAGGGCUGUUAUGGAUGCGGCCGCCAUAGCCGGGCUGCAUCCUCUCCGUUUGUUCCAUGAGACCACAGCAACAGCUCUGGCUUACGGUAUCUACAAGACGGACUUGCCCGAGAAUGAUCAGAUGAAUGUGGCCUUUGUUGACGUGGGCCAUGCGAGCAUGCAGGUCUGCAUUGCCGGGUUCAAGAAGGGGCAGCUGAAGGUUUUGGCUCAUGCCUAUGAUCGGUCACUUGGAGGGAGGGAUUUUGAUGAGGUCCUAUUCAGAUACUUUGCAGCAAAGUUCAAGGAGGAGUACCAGAUCGAUGUGUACCAGAAUGCACGUGCCUGCAUCCGACUCCGGGCAGCAUGUGAGAAGCUGAAGAAGGUCCUGAGUGCGAACACUGUGGCACCUCUGAAUAUCGAGUGCUUGAUGGAUGAGAAGGAUGUCAAGGGGUUCAUUAAGAGGGAAGAGUUUGAGCAGAUCAGUGUUCCGAUAUUGGAGCGUGUGAAGGGGCCAUUGGAGAAGGCACUGGCAGAAGCCAAUCUGAGCGUGGAGAAUAUUCACUCUAUUGAGGUUGUAGGGUCAGGUUCUCGUGUUCCAGCGAUAAUUAGGAUACUGACAGAGUUCUUUGGCAAGGAGCCUAGGCGCACCAUGAACGCGAGCGAAUGUGUCGCCCGUGGUUGUGCUCUUCAAUGUGCGAUUCUUAGCCCGACAUUCAGAGUUCGAGAGUUCCAGGUCCACGAGAGUUUCCCCUUUCCGAUUGCUUUUUCCUGGAAGGGCUCUGCUCCUGAGACACAGAAUGGGACAACAGAAAAUCUGCAGAGUUCAAUUGUAUUUCCCAAAGGAAAUGCAAUUCCUAGUGUCAAAGCUUUGACAUUCUACAGAUCUAGUACAUUUUCAGUUGAUGUUCAUUAUGCCGAUGUUGGUGAUUUGCAAGUGCCAGCAAAGAUAAGCACAUACACAAUUGGUCCUUUCCCAUUGACCACGGGUGAAAGGGCUAAGUUGAAAGUGAAGGUUCGCCUGAAUCUCCAUGGGAUCAUUUCUGUUGAAUCAGCAACUAUGUUAGAAGAUGAAGAAGUUGAAGUUCCAGUAUCAGCUACAAAGGAGCCACCAAAGGAAUCUAUGAAGAUGGAUACAGAUGAAGCAACAAAUAACUCUGUGACUGAAAAUGAUGUAAACAUACAGGAUGCUAAAAGUACAACAGAGGUAUCUGAUGCUGGAGUUCAAAAUGGCGAACCAGCGUCUGAAGAAAAGCUUGUGCAGAUGGAAACAGAUGCUAAGGUUGAGCCUUCAAAGAAGAAGGUAAAGAAAACUGAUGUUCCAGUUGCAGAAUUGAUCUAUGGGGGGUUGGCUGCUGCUGAACUUCAGAAAGCAGUUGAAAAAGAGUUAGAGAUGGCUUUACAAGACAGGGUGAUGGAAGAAACUAAGGACAAGAAGAAUGCUGUGGAAGCUUAUGUUUAUGAUAUGAGAAACAAGCUUCAUGACAAGUAUCAAGAUUUUGUAACUGAGUCAGAGAGAGAACAGUUCACUGCUAAGCUUCAGGAGGUCGAGGAUUGGCUCUAUGAAGAUGGUGAGGAUGAAACAAAGGGUGUUUAUGUUGCAAAGCUUGAGGAGCUCAAACAGCAAGGUGACCCUAUUGAGGAGCGUUACAAGGAGAGCACAGAAAGAGGGCCAGCAGUUGAUCAACUUGUCUAUUGCAUCAAUAGUUUCAGGGAGGCAGCCCUGUCCAGAGAUCCUAAAUUUGAUCACAUUGACAUUGCAGAGAAGCAGAAGGUUAUCAAUAAAUGUGGUGAAGCAGAAGCAUGGUUGAUGGAUAAAAAGCAGCAGCAGGAUGCUUUGCCCAAACAUGCCACUCCAGUUCUCCGUGCAGCUGAUGUGAAGAGGAAGGCUGAGGCACUUGACAGGUUUUGCAGGCCUGUCAUGACGAAACCAAGGCCGGCCCCAGUUAAGCCACAGACACCACCCCCAGCUGAGACACCAGCGCCCCAACCGCAACCUCAUGGGGGUGAUGGAACCGGCGAGCAUGUGGCAGAUGGUGGAGUUCCAGGACCAGAGGCUGCUCCCGAACCAAUGCAAACCGACAAGUCAGAGAGUGUCCCAGCUUCUGUAGCACAAGAAGUUUAAGAUAACGGUCUUCAUAUUUCCAGACCAUUAUUGCUUCACCUGUAUCAUGAUUGUCAUAUUCAGUGCAAUAGGCUAAAUGAGGGCAGAGGGAUGCCCUGUGGGUGAUACAAAUUUUAAAUAUCCAUCACUGUCGGGCCAAGUGGCAUUCGUUAGUUGUACCACUGUAACUUUUAAUCAGAAGGAUGCCUUGGCAAUAUGCAUUGAUCAUUUAAUCAGAGUUGGGUCAUUUGAAUCGAGCUUUGCUUCUUUGAUCCACUGUAACUUUUUACAAGGCUUAUGCUUAUUUAUCAUUUCAUG